AUGGACGGCCAGACCGCCCAAGAUCAGUACAUUGACAAUGCGCUGCGCGCAGUCCAAAACAAGAAGCAGGUGCCAGAGAUCGACUUCACCCUGCACACUAUGGAAGACGGCAGUCAAGUGAGCACGCAGGAGCGGGUUUGCAAAGAUGUACAAGCGCCAGCCUUCGCAGUGCCGACUGAAGAUCAGAUCCUCUCCCCGAAUGACCGCUCAAAGCCGAAUCUACAGUUUCUCAAGCAGCACCUCUACCGAGAAGGUCGUCUCACAGAAGAGCAGGCGCUAUGGAUCAUCAACUCAGGCACACAGCUACUGCGCGCAGAACCCAAUCUUUUAGAAAUGGACGCGCCCAUCACAGUGUGUGGAGACAUCCACGGACAGUACUUUGACCUGAUGAAGCUAUUCGAGGUCGGUGGCGACCCAUCAGAGACGAGAUAUUUGUUUCUUGGCGACUACGUGGAUCGUGGUUACUUUUCCAUUGAGUGCGUGCUCUAUCUCUGGGCCCUGAAGAUGUGGUACCCCAACACCCUCUGGCUUCUUCGCGGCAACCACGAAUGCAGGCAUUUGACCGAUUACUUCACCUUCAAGCUGGAGUGCAAGCAUAAGUACAGCGAGAAGGUAUACGAGGCGUGCAUGGAAUCAUUCUGCUCGCUACCACUGGCCGCAGUCAUGAACAAGCAAUUCUUGUGCAUUCAUGGUGGUCUCAGUCCGGAACUGCACACACUCGAGGACAUCAAGGCACUUGAUCGAUUCCGCGAACCUCCCACUCACGGCUUGAUGUGCGAUAUCCUCUGGGCAGAUCCACUUGAGGAGUUCGGACAAGAGAAGACACAGGAGUACUUCAUCCACAACCACGUGCGAGGCUGCUCUUACUUCUUCAGCUACCCAGCAGCGUGUGCCUUCCUGGAAAAGAACAACCUCCUCAGCAUAAUCCGUGCACAUGAAGCACAAGAUGCUGGUUACCGAAUGUACCGAAAGACCCGCACGACUGGCUUCCCUUCGGUCAUGACGAUAUUUUCUGCGCCAAACUAUCUCGACGUGUAUAACAACAAAGCGGCGGUGCUGAAGUACGAGAAUAACGUUAUGAACAUCAGACAGUUCAACUGCACACCUCACCCAUACUGGCUGCCAAACUUUAUGGACGUCUUCACAUGGUCACUGCCAUUCGUGGGCGAGAAGAUUACCGAUAUGCUGAUCGCCAUCCUCAACACAUGUAGCAAGGAAGAAUUGGAAGAGGACACUCCACUAUCGUCUGGACCAUCAUCACCGCCACUGACAGGACCUCAUGCGAUGGACCCCGAUAGCACGGAGUACAAGCGACGAGCCAUCAAGAACAAGAUUCUCGCCAUCGGCAGACUGUCCCGUGUCUUCCAGGUGCUGCGUGAGGAGUCUGAGCGUGUGACCGAGCUGAAGACGGCCUCUGGCGGCAGGCUUCCAGCUGGAACGUUGAUGCUUGGCGCCGAGGGCAUCAAGCAGGCCAUCACGUCCUUCGAGGAUGCGCGCAAGGUUGACUUGCAGAAUGAGCGACUGCCUCCGAGCCACGAGGAAGUGCGAAGGAGUACCGAAAAUGCGCGUGACGAGGCGCUUAAGCGGGCCUCGCGAGAAGCUGAAAACGACCAGCAACUGGCAGGUGUUGCUCGCCGGAUAUCUAUGUCCUCUGGGUCAAGGAACUCCCGCAGGAGCUAGAGGCCGUCGACUCCACCAAAGACAAAGCCAGACGCACUGCCGCUAUGUCAGUGGCAAUCCACACAGAUUAUGACGACAGCCGAAUUGGAUCCUGCAGAAGCGGACGCAGACGCGGGAAUCAACGAGACAGCUGCGCGCCGCGACAUUAGCACCACCACAGUCACCUCGCUUGAGGCGCAAGCAAUCGAGCAUGUAGUUGAUGCGUACCAGAGGAACUCGUGUACAUGGGCGAGAGCAGAGUAAUUAAUGGUAAUGCCGGAGCGAGGGAGAAAGAGAGCAUGAUAGGAAGGUAUCUCUUCAUUGGAAUACUGC
Pseudocercospora fijiensis CIRAD86 is the source of this 1992-nucleotide messenger RNA. RefSeq names its product calcineurin A. The transcript is spliced from 3 exons. Gene Ontology annotation, cellular component: cytoplasm; calcineurin complex. The record is from RefSeq and is a predicted model, not a curated record. Gene Ontology annotation, molecular function: calmodulin-dependent protein phosphatase activity; calmodulin binding. NCBI's taxonomy places the organism in Eukaryota, Fungi, Ascomycota, Dothideomycetes, Mycosphaerellales, Mycosphaerellaceae. Gene Ontology annotation, biological process: fungal-type cell wall organization; calcineurin-mediated signaling. The coding region runs from base 1 to 1680 and encodes 559 amino acids.